AUGAAGGUCCUGGUGAUUCUGGUGUCGUUCGCGGCAUUAAUUUCGGCCGGAACUGUGCCAGAGAGUGCUAGAUUCAAUCCGGUUUACGAUUAUAUGGCGAGGAUUGGCAUCCCAGAAGCCGAAAGAAUCCGAAAAGCCGAAGAGGCUGCGUUGUCGUCCAGAAUUGUUGGCGGUAAUAAAGCAGCGCACGGACAACUUCCCUACCAGGUGGGCUUGAUCUCUGACAUCAUCGGAACCACCUCAAGAGGUAUAUGCGGUGGCAGUCUCAUUACUGAAAACAGGGUAGUCACUGCUGCCCACUGCUGGUUCGACGGACGUAACCACGGGUGGAGGUUUACUGUUGUCCUCGGCUCCGUUUAUCUCUUCAGCGGCGGCCACAGAGUAUUGACCAGCAUUGUCACCACCCAUCCCGAUUGGAUUCCAUGGCUCAUCCGUAACGACAUAAUGAUUGUCCACCUACUUGUUCGUGUUACUUUGUCACGUAAGUUAAAAAAAUAUUCAGAGUGCCUAUUAAGAACCUUGUGCACGCCACUGCCUACUAGACAGACAAUAAUAACAAUUGCUAAUAUGUUUACAGCCACGAUAUCUACCAUACAGUUACCUACUGGACGUCUGUUGUACGAAAACUUUGCUGGUUAUCAGGCGACUGCUUCUGGAUAUGGAUUAACUGAGAGUGGCGGAAAUAUUUCUGCUGAACAAUUUUUGAGCUACGUUCAGGUCAAUGUGAUCGGCAACAAUGUAUGUGGCGCAGCAUACCCCACCAUCAUACAAGACGCUCACAUUUGCACGAGCACUUUGGGUAAUGUCGGACCACUGCAGGGUGACUCCGGUGGACCGCUCGUGGUACAGACUGGUGGCAGAAUCGUUCUUGUUGGCGCUACAUCAUUUGGAUCUGCUUUAUCAUUGAACUUACCUACAGUGUACAGCAGAAUAACGUAUUACAUAGAUUUCAUCAAAGCGAAUUUAUAAAUUACUUUGUCUGGUCGUUAAAUGAUUGUAUCAACUUCAUUCAUUUAUUAAAAUGUUUAA
Bicyclus anynana (squinting bush brown) is the source of this 1029-nucleotide messenger RNA. RefSeq names its product chymotrypsin-1-like. Gene Ontology annotation, molecular function: serine-type endopeptidase activity. The record is from RefSeq and is a predicted model, not a curated record. Gene Ontology annotation, biological process: proteolysis. The coding region runs from base 1 to 969 and encodes 322 amino acids. The transcript has 5 exons. NCBI's taxonomy places the organism in Eukaryota, Metazoa, Arthropoda, Insecta, Lepidoptera, Nymphalidae.